Aspergillus thermomutatus is the source of this 879-nucleotide messenger RNA. Its product is annotated as sucrase/ferredoxin-like domain-containing protein. The coding region runs from base 1 to 879 and encodes 292 amino acids. The transcript has 2 exons. NCBI's taxonomy places the organism in Eukaryota, Fungi, Ascomycota, Eurotiomycetes, Eurotiales, Aspergillaceae. The record is from RefSeq and is a predicted model, not a curated record.
AUGCCCGAAGGGCUUCCGAUCGACUUUGAUCAGCCAUUGAACGGAACAAUGGCAGCAUACACCCAGCAGGUCGUCAUCUGCACUGGUCAGAGAGAUUGGGCCAGUCGCAUUGAGGAUGAUGGCAAGGACCAAAACUGGGGAGAGCUAGUGAGAGGCUUGAAGAAGCUGAUGGGCCGUGGUGGGCGCUAUGCAGAUCCGUUCAAUAACGUCUUGGUUUCGAACUCGUCCUUUCCUCCUUCGUCCUCCACUUCUACCGCCUCGGCCUUUCUCUUUCCCCGAUUCAAAUAUAUUGCCUCAAUCUCCACGAAUGUCUCCGAGGAGCAAAAUGCGCAGACAGGUCUCGCAACGUUUGUCCAAGCUUUCCUUCUCCCGGAACAGCUAAACCCAAUGCAAGAUUCCCUCCCCGAAUCUCAGCGGGCGGAAUUAACCCGCAAGCCGGAACUUGCGUCCAAUUUUCCAGACGCGAUCGACAUCCAGUACUCUCCUGUUGUAUUGAUAUGCGGUCAUGGUGGUCGUGACAUGCGCUGCGGAGUCAUGGCACCUGUCCUUGAAAAGGAGUUCAGCCACGUCUUGCGUGCGCGGGGUUUCUCGUCCGCCGGAGGGGACGGUAAUCCAAUUGACAGCCCUGAGCAUGCCCAUACUGGACUGAUCAGUCAUGUCGGUGGUCACAAGUACGCUGGAAAUGUGAUUGUGUACAUUCCUCCCGGGAUGAAGGCAGGUGGCUCCCCUCAUCCGCUGGCGGGUAAGGGUAUCUGGUAUGGACGUGUUGAACCCAAGCAUGUCCAGGGUAUUGUAGAUGAGACUAUAAUGAGCGGAAGAGUGGUACUCGAUCAUUUCCGGGGCGGGAUUGAUCGCAAUGGAAAUAUCCUGAGGGUAUAG